CUCUAUUCUCCCCCAAUUCACAUUCUUACAUUUUGUUCUAUUCUAAGUCUGCGUCUCGGUUUUGUUCUGUCCCCAAACGCAGCGCCAUCUUCCUCUCUUAAUGAAUUGCGCGCCUCUCCAUUUUCUCUCCCGAUCCUCCACCCCCACCGGACGUAUUUACUCCUCUCAAUCUGACCCCAACCCUUGUGCUUAAAAUCCCCAACUUCGACGAUUCCUUUUCUGACAAAUGAUGCAUUAAAUAUGAAGGAUGAAUAACGAAGGGCAUUGCGAGCUGCAACGGUGAAAUGUGACCUGAAUAUCAAAGAAUUACUAGCAAUUGAAUCGGUUGCUGACUAUGCAUUGCAUUGCUUGUUCCCGCAGUUCAGAGAUAGCCUGCUUUGUGUAUCGAAAGUCUUGUUUUUCACCUAUAUGUGCAUUGAAUCUGAGGUUGAAGAAUAGCAGUUGGUUUUCUUUGUCUAUAGCUUGUGGAAUGGCAGAUAAAUCAUGUAUCAAGCGGCUUCAGAAAGAAUAUAGGGCUCUUUGUAAAGAGCCUGUUUCACACAUUGUUGCUCGUCCCUCUCCCAGUGAUAUUCUUGAGUGGCAUUAUGUUUUGGAGGGAAGUGAGGGGACUCCUUUUGCAGGUGGGUACUACCAUGGAAAGAUUAAAUUUCCUCCAGAGUAUCCAUACAAACCUCCGGGAAUCAGCAUGAUCACCCCAAAUGGUCGGUUCAUGACUCAGAAGAAAAUUUGCUUAUCUAUGAGCGACUUUCACCCAGAAAGUUGGAAUCCUAUGUGGUCUGUCUCUAGCAUUCUAACCGGGCUUCUUUCAUUCAUGAUGGACAACAGUCCUACUACUGGCAGCGUGAAUACUACUGCUGCUGAGAAGGAACGCUUGGCUAAGGCUUCUCUUGCAUUCAAUUGUAAAAACCCAACAUUUAGAAAACUGUUUCCCGAAUACGUGGAGAAUUUCAAUCAGCAGCAGCAAUCGGAGCAGCUUGUUGCAGAACAGGUAUCACCAAAGCCAUCAGUGGAAGGAGAAGCUAGGAAACUAAUUGAGAAGGUGAAGUCCAUGGAAGGGAACAUAAACAAAGCAGCAGAUGGAGACCACAUGAAAAGAAAUCGGAAGCAGUCGUUCCCUACAUGGUUGAUGUUGCUGCUGUUCUCGAUCUUCGGCGUCCUAAUGGCAUUGCCUCUCCUUCAACCAUGAAGCUGAGAAAUGGGAAGAUUGCAUAGGUAAUGGUAGAAAGACUAGCUGCUUCUGCUUGUGCAAGUCAAGGAUGCUCAUAUUUUUGCAUGUACUUCACACACACACAGUGUCUGUAUAUAGAUGGUCUGGUGUCUGUCUGUGAUGUGGCCUUCACCUCACUGAGAGUCUGUUAUGUUUGAAAUAGUCGCUUGAAAACCAAACCUCUUUUGUUUGUCUAUAAAUGUUUUUGUUUAAAUAAUAUUAUUAGCUGAGCGUGACGCUGCACAGGGCCCCACUGCA
Molecule: messenger RNA, 1465 nt
Organism: Cucurbita maxima (winter squash)
Lineage: Eukaryota; Viridiplantae; Streptophyta; Magnoliopsida; Cucurbitales; Cucurbitaceae
Product: ubiquitin-conjugating enzyme E2 34-like
Exons: 11
Coding region: 335-1186 (283 amino acids)
Source: RefSeq, a predicted model, not a curated record